AUGGAUAUACACUGUAAGCACGACCCGUUCGCAGCAAUGCAUAUAAGCCACUCAGGACACGGCGGGGUGAACCAGCUAGGGGGGGUGUUCGUGAACGGGCGCCCCCUGCCGGACAUGGUCAGGCAGCGCAUCGUGGAGCUGGCGCACCAGGGCGUGCGGCCCUGCGACAUCUCCCGCCAGCUGCGGGUCAGCCACGGCUGCGUCAGCAAGAUUCUGGGCAGGUACUACGAGACAGGCAGCAUCAAGCCGGGAGUCAUUGGAGGAUCCAAACCAAAGGUUGCUACACCCAAAGUCGUCGACAAAAUCGCAGAGUACAAACGCCAAAACCCCACCAUGUUUGCCUGGGAGAUCAGGGACAGACUGCUGGCGGAGAGAGUGUGCGACAACGACACCGUUCCCAGCGUCAGCUCCAUCAACAGGAUCAUUCGGACAAAAGUCCAGCAGCCUCCCGGCCAGCCAGGCUCUGUCUCCUCUCACAGCUUAGCCUCCACGGUCACGGUGACUCAGGUGUCCGCGGUGACCAGUGAUUCGGCCGGCUCCUCCUACUCAAUCAGCGGCAUUCUUGGAAUCAGCUCUGCCGCCGACGGCAGCAAACGCAAGAGGGAGGAAGCCUUGCAGGAGUCUCCGCUGGCCAACGGUCACUCUCACCCGGGGCGGGACUUCCUGAGGAAGCAGAUGAGGGGGGACCUCUUCACGCCGCAGCAGUUAGAGGUACUGGACCGAAUGUUUGAGAGACAGCCCCUCCCUGACCUCUAUCCCACCCCCGAGCCCAGCGAGCCCCAGCAGACGACAGACUACUCCGCUAUGGCGUCUCUGGCGGGCGGGCUGGAGGAGAUGAAGAGCAGCCUUGCCAACGCCGGGGGGGCGGAGCUCGGCGCCAGCGUCCCGGGCCCCCAGUCCUACCAGCUGGUGUCGGGUCGGGAUUUAGCGAGCACCACCCUGCCGGGGUACCCCCCUCACGUGCCCCCUGCUGGACAGGGCAGCUACUCCGCCCCUGCGCUGACCGGUAUGGUACCAGGCAGUGACUUUUCUGGCAGCCCGUACUCCCAUCCACAGUAUUCCACGUACAACGAGUCCUGGAGAUUUCCCAACCCCAGCUUAUUAGUGUUCCAGCAGGACUAUGGCUCGCGCCUGGGCACCGAGAUUGGAUGCACCUCGGGCCUUUUUGCCAGCCAGUCGGGCCAGAUGCAAGGGUCUCCGUACUACUACAGUGCAGCGGCGCGAGGGGCCGGGCCGGCCGCCACCACCACCGCCUACGACCGCCACUGA
Molecule: messenger RNA, 1269 nt
Organism: Megalops cyprinoides (Indo-Pacific tarpon)
Lineage: Eukaryota; Metazoa; Chordata; Actinopteri; Elopiformes; Megalopidae
Product: paired box protein Pax-5-like
Exons: 13
Coding region: 1-1269 (422 amino acids)
Biological process (GO): regulation of transcription by RNA polymerase II; anatomical structure development
Molecular function (GO): DNA-binding transcription factor activity, RNA polymerase II-specific; RNA polymerase II cis-regulatory region sequence-specific DNA binding
Source: RefSeq, a predicted model, not a curated record